AUGUACAAAGCGAAGACCAUUCUACUCUUCUCAAUAAUUAUCGCAAGUAUUUUGUUGGUACACUGCGUUUUUGGCAAUGGAAUGCUUCAUAUGGUUAAAGGAAUGACAUGCAAGGUUAUCAGUUUCGUAAAGAAAACCAUAAAAGAAGAGGCAAGACUCCAAAUAAUUGAGAAUGAGACACCGAUAAACCUACCUGUACUGAUUUCCGAAGUUCUACUUGUAGCACUAACUAUGACAGCGCUUAACAAAUAUAGUGUAAGGAAAAAGAGAGAUCGCAUCGACGAACUCCUCCAAGAAAGCAGACAAGGGUUACAAUAUUCAAACGAAUUACUCGAGAAGUGGCGACUGAGAAGAGUGAAAACCGAACGUUCGUAUUUAGAUGAAGAGCCGCAACCAAUACCGCCUUUGAAACUGGAGGUUCCAAUACUACACAUGGCUAUUAUUGAUACCAGAGGCACCCACAGAAGUCAGCCAGAAAGGGGAGACGCGGGUGAUUCGGUCAACAUUAUCGAUUCAACUCUAUUAUCGGUGACAUCCAUUUUAGACGACGAUUUGGAAUCGAUAUUCAAUGCACGGAGCGAUGUCGGAACGAUUGACGGCGAACGGACUGUUGAUGUCAGAAGUCGAUUUUUGUGGAACGUUCAAGAGGAGGAGGUCGGCGAUUUAGAAAAUCGAUAG
Molecule: messenger RNA, 678 nt
Organism: Parnassius mnemosyne (clouded apollo)
Lineage: Eukaryota; Metazoa; Arthropoda; Insecta; Lepidoptera; Papilionidae
Source: the annotation of a GenBank genome assembly